AUGGCCAUAUCCGUGCAUAGGCGGUGCAUCUGCCAACCCUUCGCGCCUGCAGCAGAUGGCGCUUCCUUGACAUGGGCACAAGUGCCCCCCUCGGCUUGUCCCAAAGUUCGCCCUGACGCUUUCAAAGGAUUUCGACCACCGCUUCGCUCGAACCCCUCUGGCCACUUUCAACGGGUCUGUCCGAAAUCCUCAGGCACGGCGGCGGAACUUGCCACCGUCGGCAUUGUGGUCCAGGAACUUUUGGAUCCCCAGCGAGUCGCCUCACCGCCACCGCCUUAUCGCCUGCUUGGCAGCAUCAGCAUCAGCACCACGCUUCAGCCACACCCGGCCGCCACCGCCCCUUGCUGCCUGAAGCAGCUCCACACGAGCCAUCGACAGAUCCCUUAUCAAGACCCCAUCUCCGCCCCUACCUCCCGACCCGCUCUUAGGUCUUUAUCACCCGUAUCCUUUCCCUCCGUCAUCUCCCACCAUCACACCAACCUCACCCUUCUCAUUCCCACUCACUCAUCCUUGAAUCUCGACAUGUCCGCCGCUACCGCCCCCGCGCCGAACGGCAUCACCUCGUCGCCCAGCAAGGCCGCCUUCGACCAGAGCGCCGCCCUCAAGAAGAUCGUCUCGGUGCCACUGGUCUCGGACUCGCUCAGCUUUGCCCAGUCUACCAUCCAGGCGCACCCGCUCCUCGCCACCACCUACGGCUACGGCGAGAACCUCGUCAACUCGUCGCUCAAGGCCGCCCAGCCCAUCACCAACCGCAUCCACCCCCAGCUCGCCUACGUCGACUCGCUCGCCCUCAAGUCGCUCGACUUUGCCGAGAGCAAGUGGGCCGCCCCCUUCCACACCAACACCCAGGAGCUCUUUGACGCCGCCAAGGUGCCCGCCGACCACGCCCGUGGCUUCGUCCAGGCCUACACCGCCGCGCUCCAAAAGGCGUACGGCGAGCGCGUCUACACCCCCGCCAAGUCGGCGUACGAGUCGCACAUCGUGCCCGCCUACGACUCGGCCCACACCAAGUUUGACGAGAUCAAGAGCCAGAACGCCUACCUCCAGCGCGCCACCGACAUCGUCAAGGACCUCCAGGCCAACCUCGCCAAGACGCUCGAGUCUGUGUCGUCGCGCAGCAAGCAGGAGGGCGACCAGGCCACCCAGAAGGCCCAGGGCAUCUCGAACGCCAUCUUUGCCGAGCUCGAGCGCGUGCGCCACUUUGCGCAGAGCCUGCCUGCCGAGAGCCGCAAGCGCGUCGGCCCCGUCAUGGACACCUUCACCGAGACGUACGAGCGUCUGAGCAAGGAGGCGCGCAACCCGGACGUCCCCGCUUCCACCCGCUUCCUCAACGUGGUCAAGUUUGUCCGCGAGCAGUCGCUCCCGGCGCUCCAGAAGGCCAUCAUCAACCCGCCCUCGUCGACUGCGCAGAAGGCCGAGUCGGUCGUCGACUCGGCGGUUGACGCCGCCAAGUAA
Moesziomyces aphidis is the source of this 1455-nucleotide messenger RNA. Lineage: Eukaryota; Fungi; Basidiomycota; Ustilaginomycetes; Ustilaginales; Ustilaginaceae. The record is from the annotation of a GenBank genome assembly.